UGGUCCUGAGCCCUGGUUUGACCUGACCAUGAUGUCUAGGACUGGCACUUUUUGUUUUUUCUCAGCAAACUGUCCAAACCCAAAUCUCUUUUUGAUUUUCAAGGAAACUAGACUCCUGUCAGAUUUUGAAUCUGGACAAUAAAUAGAUACUUUGUCCUAGCUUCUUUCUGGAAUCAUUUCGGGGAUAUUUUCCACGAGCAUCACAGAAACAGGAAUGGACCGGCAGCUAGUGAACAUUUUGACAGCCUUGUUUGCAUUUUUCUUAGAGACAAACCACUUCAGGAUGGCUUUCUGCAAAGACCAUGACUCCAGGUCUGGAAAACAACCUUCGCAGACUCUAUCUCCUUCAGAUUUCUUGGACAAAUUAAUGGGAAGGACAUCAGGAUAUGAUGCAAGAAUCAGGCCAAAUUUUAAAGGUCCUCCAGUAAACGUUACUUGCAAUAUUUUUAUCAACAGUUUUGGAUCAGUCACAGAAACCACCAUGGACUACCGGGUGAACAUUUUUCUGAGACAACAAUGGAAUGAUUCACGGCUGGCAUAUAGUGAGUACCCUGAUGAUUCCCUGGACUUGGACCCAUCAAUGCUGGACUCCAUUUGGAAACCAGAUUUGUUCUUUGCCAAUGAGAAGGGUGCCAACUUCCACGAUGUCACCACUGACAACAAAUUGCUUCGGAUUUCAAAAAAUGGCAAAGUGCUCUACAGUAUCAGACUCACCUUGACCUUAUCCUGUCCCAUGGACUUGAAGAAUUUUCCAAUGGAUGUCCAGACCUGUACAAUGCAGCUGGAGAGUUUUGGGUACACGAUGAAUGACCUGAUAUUUGAGUGGUUAAGCGAUGGUCCAGUUCAAGUUGCUGAAGGAUUGACCCUGCCCCAGUUUAUUUUGAAAGAAGAGAAAGAACUCGGCUACUGCACAAAGCACUAUAACACUGGAAAGUUUACCUGCAUCGAGGUUAAGUUUCACCUGGAACGUCAGAUGGGAUAUUAUCUGAUCCAGAUGUACAUACCCAGUCUGUUGAUAGUCAUUUUGUCCUGGGUCUCCUUUUGGAUAAACAUGGAUGCAGCCCCUGCCAGGGUUGCACUGGGCAUCACCACGGUCUUAACGAUGACCACCCAGAGUUCAGGUUCCAGGGCAUCUCUUCCAAAGGUCUCCUACGUAAAAGCGAUUGACAUCUGGAUGGCGGUGUGCCUUCUGUUUGUGUUCGCCGCCUUACUGGAAUAUGCAGCAGUGAACUUUGUCUCCAGGCAACACAAGGAGUUCCUACGGCUCCGGAGAAGACAGAAGAGGCAGAAUAAGGAAGAAGAUGUUACUCGUGAAGGUCGUUUUAAUUUCAGCGGUUAUGGGAUGGGUCACUGCCUCCAAGUGAAAGAUGGAACGGCUGUCAAGGCCACACCUGCCAACCCGCUCCCACAACCCCCAAAAGAUGCAGAUGCCAUCAAGAAGAAGUUUGUGGACCGAGCAAAAAGGAUUGACACAAUAUCUCGAGCUGCCUUCCCAUUGGCCUUCCUCAUUUUCAACAUCUUCUACUGGAUCACAUAUAAGAUCAUUCGGCAUGAAGAUGUCCACAAGAAAUAGAUGUGCCCUUCAGAUCCUGGGACCUUCUUGCCUAAGUGUUGUGCUUGUAAAUACACAGUGAAAUUGUCUUUAUAUCACUUUGACAGAGGAGAAGACUGGG
Messenger RNA from Ceratotherium simum simum (southern white rhinoceros), 1673 nucleotides. RefSeq names its product glycine receptor alpha 2 (gene GLRA2). The record is from RefSeq and is a predicted model, not a curated record. Gene Ontology annotation, biological process: chloride transport; monoatomic ion transmembrane transport. NCBI's taxonomy places the organism in Eukaryota, Metazoa, Chordata, Mammalia, Perissodactyla, Rhinocerotidae. Gene Ontology annotation, cellular component: postsynaptic membrane; plasma membrane. Gene Ontology annotation, molecular function: transmembrane signaling receptor activity; transmitter-gated monoatomic ion channel activity; extracellularly glycine-gated chloride channel activity.